CCUCCCCAUAAUAAUCCGGCUGAGCAGCGUCGCCGUCUUUUCAGCACCACUCACUGACAAUCCAACCAACCGGAGAGGCGAGACAAGCAAAACUGACUUCUCUGCAUCCUUCUGUGGAUUUUCUUUUUUUCCACCAAGAUAACAAAUCAGUACAACUUUUUAUUUCCCCAGUAAAGGAGCAUCUGAUUUUAAUCUACCGACUUCCCACCUGAAAGUAAGAAGUUAGAUUUAUUGGUUUAUUUUUCUAACAGGACCGACCAUGUGGUUGUUGGAUGUAUGAUUUUAUGAUUUUUUUUUUCACUGCGGAUUGUCGUUUGUUUUUUCCAUGUUUGCACUAUAAACUAAGUUUGGUCUUUUUAUUACACUUUGGCAGUCUAGAAACAUGUCCGCAACCACUUGAAUUAAUGAGUUGUUAUUGAAAUAAGUUUGAUUAUUUUACGGGAGACCUCACACGUUCAGUCAGUAAUAGGAGCCUUUGUUUUCCUUAAAUACUUGGAAUUUGUGUAUCUAGUCGGGAUGCUGACUUUAGUGGUUGGACUUUUGUACCUGGUCAGUGGACGCACGGUGCGAAGCCAGGAUGCUACAGGUAGCCGCUUCGUUUGUAACGCUAUUCCCCCGGGCGCAGAGCCGGGCUGCGGGUACGGUCCUACGGGGAACCGUGUCCAGAGCAGCAGCCUUAUGGAAGACGAGCUGCGGAACACCAUCAUCCAGCUCCGGGAGACCAUCCUACAGCAGAAGGAGACCAUCGUGAGCCAGCAGGGGACCAUCAAGGAGCUCAACUCCAAGCUGGCGCGCUGCGAGGCGGCAGCCGAAGAGUCGUCGCAGGGCAAGUCCCGGGGUCAGGGCUCCAGACGGAAGGAGUACGGCAAGAACACCAUGGGGGACCUGCCCCGGGACCCCAGCGAGACCAUAGACCAACUGGGCAAGACCAUGCAGAGUCUCAAGGGUCGGCUGGAGAACUUGGAGCAGCAGAGUUUGCGUCUCCCCAGCACAAAUGUGUCAGCUGGGGGUGUCUCGGCACUGACUCCACUGCCACCAGAGCUGCGGGAGCUGCUGCGGCAGCGUCUGGGGGCGCUGGAGACCCAGCUCCUCCGGAAGGUGGCUGAGCUGGAGGAGGAGAAGAGCCAGCUCUACAAUGAAACAGCAGCCCACCGCCAACGCACCGAGAGCACUCUCAAUUCCCUCCUGGAGAGGAUCACCGAGCUUGAGAAAAGUAAUAAUGCCUUCAAGUCACCCGAGGAUUUCAAGGUGUCCCUCCCUCUUCGUACUAACUACCUGUAUGGACGCAUCAAGAAGAGCCUCCCAGAAAUGUAUGCCUUCACUGUGUGCAUGUGGCUCAUGUCCAGCGCCAGUCCCGGCAUAGGAACCCCUUUCUCUUACGGCGUGCCCGGCCAGGCCAACGAGAUAGUCCUCAUCGAAUGGGGGAACAACCCGAUUGAGCUACUAGUUAAUGACAAGGUGGCCCAGCUCCCUCUGUCAGUGAGUGACGGCCGCUGGCACCACAUCUGCAUCACCUGGACAACCAGAGAUGGUUUCUGGGAGGCUUACCAGGAUGGCGAGCGUCUAGGCACAGGGGACAACCUGGCCCCCUGGCACCCAAUUAAACCUGGAGGGGUGAUCAUCCUGGGCCAGGAGCAGGACAUAGUCGGAGGCCGUUUUGACGCCACGCAGGCUUUUGUGGGCGAGCUGAGCCAGUUCAACAUGUGGGACCGAGUACUGCGGCCUGUGGACAUCAUGGGUCUGGCCAACUGCUCAGCUUACAUGCCGGGCAACGUGGUUCCUUGGAUUGAUGCUAAUGUGGAAGUGUUUGGUGGUGCAAGUAAAGCUGCUCUGGAGAUCUGUGAAGAUCGUGCUUUUGAUUCCUAAAGGAUCUGAUGUGAAGAAAUCCAAUAUCGCCACCGGGAUCGAGGAGCUAUGUAUUUGGACUGUUUGUUGCUUCAGUCAAAUCCCAAAGGAAAGGGUAUCAGUGCAACAUUUUUACGUAUUUAUGCUCUGACUGUGUAGUCGCAAAGACUCAAUGUUUAUUGCACUCAGAUUCACAUGUUGAUGUGUCCAUUCAAUUUGAACCCUGAGGAUGUUACAGGAGACUUUGAAUUAGUCUGCUCAUGUGAAGAAGAUAUGCUGUUGCAUCAGUCUACUGUAAUGAUAUGACAUUCUGUGUUUUCUCUUCAGUAAAUCAGCUUUCAUUUGACUCCUCUUUGAAAACAGAUCUUUUUGGUUGCAUUCCUUAUAUUGACAAUGCUGCACUGUAAUCGUAGUGAAUGUGAGCUCAAACAGGCUUUGAUGUGUUGUGUGGAACACUAUUCCUGAGUUACAUGGUAGAGUACUACAUGCUGUGAGCCCCGUCGCUGUUUAAAGAGCAAUGAGGCACCGAACCAGAAGCGUAAUGAAAUGAGGUGGAUGCUCCUGAGUUCAAACAGAACACUCGCAAAAAUCAACACUAGCUGUUGAUUAUUUUGAGACAUCCCAAUGUGGCAGAAUAUCUAAUAUUAUGCAUGAGCCCGAGCAGUGAAUGGAAGUCAGUUCAGAAGUGGCAGUGCAUGCUUUCUGUCAAUACACAGAGUGUGUGUGGUGCGUCCAAAUAAGCCAAUGCAGUGUGCUGAUAUUACAUAAGUGUGUGUGUGUGUGUGUUUGUGUGUGUGUGUGUGUGUGUGUGUAUGUUCAUGCACGUAUGGCUUGUCUUGCGUGUAAAAAGACCAGAGAUUAUGAGGGAGGGAGGUCAUUUUCAUUCUUGUAAAUCUAUGUUUAAUACCUCUCUGCCCCUUGAGCAGCUGCCAUAUCCCAAACAGCUUUAUGGAUGGGCUGACAGCUGCCCAGGACUGGCGUAUCGACAGAGCUGUGCAGCCGAGUGCCCAGUGAGGGCAGGGACUGGGCUUGACCUUCAAGGACGAUCCUUAAUUCCUCAUCUGGGUAGUAAUUAUCUGUGUUCAUGAAUGAGUGUGGCGGUGAGCAGCCACUGGUUUGCUGGUGUUUCUCACAGCUAAGUGUGUCAUAAUCGAUAAGAUUUUCAGAUGUAGACGGGAUGUCAAAUGAGAGCAGCACUCUAUGGACACUAUGAAUGGACUCUGGUCUUAAUUGCCUCUCAAUGAACAAGAAGAAUAGUUUUGAUCCAUGGAUGUUAUAUAUUUUUAAAAAUGGUGGGAAUCAAUUUUGGCACCGCUUAGUGAAUAACAUUUACGCUUUUUGCAACUUAAUUAAUGUUAGUCCUUAAUGUUGUGGUGGACAUUUGUUUCAAUGCUGUUUGUUUUUGAUAAACAGCAAAAUACUGUUAUAAAGCCUGGUGCUGGAGCCUCAUAAGGAAACAAUGUAAAAGAGGCAACAAAGACAUUAACCUCCAGAGUUUCUUUUUUUUUUCUUAUCCUUAUGGAAUUUCCUUACUGAGUAGACACUAGUACAAAAGCCAUUAAAACACAAUGUCCACGAUCUUAAAAAAUGCAGUUGAAUAUAGAAUAGAAAAAUGCAGAUAUGAUGCAGUAGGUUACUGGACAGCGCAGAUUGUUAUAAAAGUGAGGGUGCACACUCAACAUUAUAAGGACUUGUUGGAUAUGUCACCAACAUGUUGUGAUUGUUCCUCUUUUUGAGUGUUUUUGUUAACAAUCUUUCCAUGUAAAAUCAAGAGGCGUCUUUCCUGUAGAAAUUGUAUUUUUCUUGCUUUUUUUCUGCUCAUGAUUUUUGUCCAUUAGCAGCACAUUAUGUAAAAAAAAGCAGAAGUACUUAUAGAAAUGCUUUGUUUAUAUGGUGAAUGGCCUUUUGUGAGAACCAUAUGUGCUUUUGCCUGUGGACAAUUCAAACUAUAUUUCAGCUUUUAAAGCACUAGCAGCACAGACAAUGAGAGACACAAGAAAAAGAAAAAAGUGUUUGCUAUCAUUGUUUUAAAGUCACCUUUGUGUGCAGUACCCAUUGAAGUUUUUGCCAUGUGGCUGAAUGUCCUUUUGCACCCAAUAAAAGAGUGAACAAGUUCCA
Siniperca chuatsi (mandarin fish) is the source of this 3963-nucleotide messenger RNA. It is a transcript of the gene nptx2a, whose product is annotated as neuronal pentraxin 2a. The transcript has 5 exons. The coding region runs from base 517 to 1866 and encodes 449 amino acids. The record is from RefSeq and is a predicted model, not a curated record. Lineage: Eukaryota; Metazoa; Chordata; Actinopteri; Centrarchiformes; Sinipercidae.